UUUAAAGAAGUGCUCUCAACCAAGCAGAAGUUGUUAGUACUAAUUGACCUGUAUACUUUAAGAUUUAUACCGAAACAGAAGCUGCUCAGCUGCAGGGUACUGAUACAGCAUAAUUAACAACCAGCCUCACAGAAGAAGUAGCUCAAGCAAAAUGGAGCCAGGGCUGUGUGUUGCAGAGCUGCUGGGACUGUUUCUCUGUGUGGGGGCUUGGGUUUGCACGCUGACCACCACUAUUUUACCCCAGUGGUUGACACUCUCCACGGAGCUGCUGCAGACAGAAAGCUACCAGCUCGGUCUAUGGCAGACCUGUGUUGUUCAAGAUUUGGGUGGAAUUGAAUGCAGACCUUAUGAUAGCAUGCUUGGCCUGCCUGGGGAUAUCAGGCUGGCUCGGAUCCUCAUGUGUGUGGCAGUGGCUACUGGGCUCCUGGGUCUACUGGUCCCCAUACCUGGGCUCACCUACGUGAACUGCUGCAAUGGCCGGGGUGGUGAGCGGACAAAGAGGGUCCUGAGAGUGUUGGGAGGUGCAUUCUCUUUUCUCGCUGGCAUCAUUUGUCUGGUGCCAGUGUCCUACAUGGCUCACCUGACGGUGCUCAAGUUCUGGGAUGACACGGUUCCUGAUAUUGUUCCCAGGUGGGAGUUUGGGGAAGCCCUGUUCUGUGGAUGGACUGCUGGAUUCCUCCACGUUGUCGGAGGGAUCGUCCUUGCUUCCUCUCACUUCUGCUAUGAAGAAGAAUCGGACAGUAAAGCUCCGACAAGUCUGGAAAUGCAGGCCUUGAACAACACAUCCCAGACCAGGAUGGCGUAUGUGUAACAGGCAAAAACUGGUUUACUGGUUCUUGAGAGGAGUUCAAGUAUGCCUCAAUACAAAACACAGCUCUUUCUUCUAAGAGUUCACUUGCUUGUCUUAAUAAAGCCCUGUAGUGUUAUCACUAUGACAACACCUGUAUUAUUAUCAAUAAAUACUUUUAGUUAUAUUUGAUGCCAAACUGAUUAAGGGAUAUAAGCAGCUUUAUUUGGGUUUUAAAAUUGGAAUCUGCAUGCAGGCUUGCUAUAUUUUCUUCUUUUUUUUACCUUGGAAACAUUACGAUUUUGUACAUUCAAUCUGGAUAAUGUGUUUAUUUAUAAUCACAACAGGAUUCCUUAUUUGUGUGCUGUUUUACAUGGAAAAUGUCAAAAUGAGACACAGAGCAAUGCAUUUCAUAAAUAGUCUAGCAAAGCUGAAUUGUUUAAAGCAAAUGCCUACUGGGAUUAUAUUUCAAUUAUAGCACUACUAUCCUAGGGUUGACUUCAAAGUACUAUCAAACAAAAGUGUGAUAAAGUUAAUUACAAUUACUGUGUGACAAAUUGUCAAAAAACAUCAAUAAUCUCUACCAAAGUGUUUGGUUAUUCAUCCGAUAUUAUUUUAAUGUCACUAAAAAGAUACCGGCCACAUAAUUAAAAUUGAAUUCCAACCUUGUGACGUUAAAUAGCAUUUAAUGAACACUUUUAACCAUAUUUAAUUCAUCUUGACAACGCAUCUCUUUUCAUCUGAUAAAAUUAGCCCUGUGUUGCACUGCACUUCCAUUAAUAUUUGCUAAUACUGAUCAGUAUUUAAGUCUAUUUUUAGGUAUAAGUAGGUUAUGUGUU
Messenger RNA from Acipenser ruthenus (sterlet), 1626 nucleotides. RefSeq names its product putative claudin-24. Gene Ontology annotation, cellular component: bicellular tight junction; plasma membrane. Gene Ontology annotation, biological process: bicellular tight junction assembly; cell adhesion. The record is from RefSeq and is a predicted model, not a curated record. Lineage: Eukaryota; Metazoa; Chordata; Actinopteri; Acipenseriformes; Acipenseridae. Bases 152 to 811 code for a protein of 219 amino acids. The transcript has a single exon. Gene Ontology annotation, molecular function: structural molecule activity.